Messenger RNA from Zerene cesonia (dogface butterfly), 880 nucleotides. Its product is annotated as DNA replication complex GINS protein PSF1-like. Gene Ontology annotation, biological process: DNA replication; DNA strand elongation involved in mitotic DNA replication. The transcript has 3 exons. Gene Ontology annotation, cellular component: GINS complex. The record is from RefSeq and is a predicted model, not a curated record. Bases 137 to 724 code for a protein of 195 amino acids. Lineage: Eukaryota; Metazoa; Arthropoda; Insecta; Lepidoptera; Pieridae.
AACAAAGUUUAUUUUUUUUGAACUUUUAAAAAUAUUUACUUGAAAAACAAACGAAUUUCAUGUUUAAAAACAUAUAUUUUUUAUAUUUAAACUUUCAUUGUCUUUAAAGAGCCUAUAAAUAAUAAUUUAAUAUAAAAUGUUUGGUGAAAAAGUAAUAGAACUGCUGAAAGAAUCUGAAAGAAAUCGAGAGACACUAGACCAGUACAAUGACGAAAAAAUACGGCAGAUCAUAGAAGAAAUGCAUGUUUUAUUCAAACUGAACAUGAAUGAUGCCAAUGCAACAACAGAAAAUAAAUCUCUAUGGACAACUGUUCAAGUAAGGCAUUCAGCACUAGAGCGCAAUAAAAGAUGCUUGCUAGCCUAUCUGUAUGACCGGAUGGACAAGAUUAAAACAUUGAGGUGGGAAUUUGGUUCUGUCCUGCCACCAGACAUCAGAGAACUAUUAUCAGAUAGUGAAUAUGAGUGGUUUUCUAAAUAUUCAACAAAUUUAGCUUCUUAUAUGAGGUCUUUGGGACAAGAAAUAGGCUACAGCGGUAUAGAUCUAACAGAAAACUUACGGCCUCCAAAAUCUCUUUUUAUAGAGGUACUCUGUGUAGCCGAUUAUGGUAAAUUGGAAUUAGAAGAUGGUGAUGUUAUAUUGUUGAAAAAGAAUAGCAGACACUUCUUACCUACAUCUGAAUGUCAAACUCUUAUUAGGCAAGGAAUUUUGAAACAAAUAACUUAAUUCUAAAUAUAUUCUGUGAUUAUAGUAGUAAUAGAAAUGAUGGUUUUGGUAAAUAAUAUUAUUGAGCGUGAGAGUUUUAUUUUGGAAAGAUCGAUGAAGAUUAUUAUGAAGUGUAAAAUUUGUAAUAAUAAGCAUAAUUAAAUCUUAUUAAAUAUA